AUGGGAUGGGUGGUAUUGGAAAGACUACUCUUGCAAAAGUCGUCUAUCAUCGUCUCUCAGCGUGCUUUGAAGGCUGUUGCUUUCUUCCAGAUAUCCGGCAGACACAAACGAAUGAAGAACUGCUGUCAGAAUUUGCAGACAAAAUUGAUCUCUGGCAUAUUAAAGAGAGAGUGUGACGAGAUUACUUCUGCCGAUGAAGGAAUUAGCUAUAUGAGAGAAGUAUUUUGCAAUAUGAAAGUGCUGAUUGUUCUUGAUGACGUUGACAGAAUGUUUAAUCUCACAGAACUCAUAGGAGAGCUCGAUACAUUUGGUCCCGGAAGCAGGAUAAUCGUCACCUCGAGAUAUGAAAAAGAUCUUCCAAGAGUUGAUCAGACUUUCGAAGUUCCAGAGCUGUGUCGAUGGGAAGUUCAACUGCAUUUCUCCAGUUAUACAGAUGCAAAUUGUCCUCCUUUCAAUAAACUUGCCGCUGAAAUUGUAUCUGUUGUAGGAGGACUCCCUCUUGUUGUUGAAGUUAUUGGAUCUUUUUUAUUUGGUAAAGGAGUUGCUGUAUGGACAGAGACACUUCAAAAGUUAAAGCUUAUACCUUAUGAGGGAGUGCAAAAAAAGCUGAUGAUAAGUUAUGAAGCCUCGGAUGCCCCGCAAAAACAGAUGUUUCUUGAUAUAGCAUGUUCAGUCAAUGGAGAGGAUCUGCAGAUUGCAUCGUACACGUGGCAUGAGUUCAGCACAUCUCAUUUAUCUGGAGGAAGUAAAUACCAGCAUUUAUCGUCCCUUAUGAAAAUCGGAGAUGACAAUGAGUUGUGGAUGCAUGUCAAUGUGGCGACGCAGAUUUCCAGAUGGAAAUUAAACCUCAGACAACAUGGAGAGACUGCAGCAUGUUUGAGGGCGUCAAGGUAA
This is a messenger RNA of Punica granatum (pomegranate), 894 nucleotides long. NCBI's taxonomy places the organism in Eukaryota, Viridiplantae, Streptophyta, Magnoliopsida, Myrtales, Lythraceae. The record is from RefSeq and is a predicted model, not a curated record.